CGCAAUUCAUGCCGGAUGCUUCAGACUAAGGCAAGCUCUUGAAUGGGCGCGGCGGGUAUCAGACCCGUCUCUGAUCAUAAUGGGCUGCUAUUAUGCAUGCGCAGGGCAGUGCACAGAAGUGCUGAUGCAAGGCACCACCAGUCUACCAGUCCAGACUCCAGCGCAACGCCCACCUUGCCUCCGGCUGUUUGAGCGCCGUUGAUCGAUCAUUUGCUUUUCCUGAGGUGGGAGAGGAAAUUGCAACGCUAGGUAGAAGAGCAACAACGCCCGACAGCGGAUAGAGGCACAGAAGAAAGCCGUGGAGGAGGAAGAGACCCCCCUGCCAUUCGUCCACCUCGGUCCCUGAGAGUCUCAUUGUCCCCUCAUUCCGGUUGCUCUGGGUCACCCUCCCCAGGGCCCACCUUGCUCCCAAACGCUGCGCGGCCUCGCCAAAGUCUUCACCGAGCGCACAGACCGGAAGCAUCUUCACCUGGGAUCUGGAUGCCGCACACCGAGAGCACCGUCCAUCCUACACCGAAAACUUUUUUCCCAGCUCUCGGCCCCGCCACAUGCGCCGGGCGACCAAACUCAGGAAAACGUCAACGCAACAGCCUUGUCCAGCCUCGCAGACGCCAGUACUCCUCCACUCGAAGACUACGACGACGACGACCUGUACCGGAUUGCCCACACGAGACCGACACCAUGGGUGUUCAGAAGAAGACCAGAAAAUUUGGUGAAGUCAAGCGAGUCAUCGGCAAGAACGAUGCCCGGCGCAAGGAGAACCUGAAGAAGGCGGAAGAGGCCGAGCAGAAGGCGAAGCGUGAAAGAGGCGGUCCAGAUGGCGAGACCAUCGUCAGGGAGAUUCCCCAGGUCCCCUCCCAGAUGUUCUUCGAGAGCAACUCAAGUCUCGUGCCUCCCUAUGGCGUCCUCGUCGAUACCUCAUUCUUCUCUCGCACCGUUCAGAUGAAGUUGCCAGUAAUAGAAACCAUGAUGGACUGUCUCUACGCUACCUGCCACCCCAUCGUGACCGACUGUGUCAUGGCCGAGUUGGAAAAGCUUGGUCCCAAGUUCCGCCUUGCUCUCAGAGUAGCACGCGACCCCCGUUUCGAACGACACAAGUGCACACACAAAGGAGUGUACGCCGAUGACUGCCUCGUGUCCAAGGUGUCCAAAGACAGAGUGUAUCUCGUCGCAACCAACGAUAAGGGUCUUGUGUCUAGACUCCGUCGCAUACCCGGUGUUCCUAUUAUGAAGUGUGGACGUGGAAAGUACACCAUCGAGAGAUUGCCCGAUGCCCCGAUUUAAGCUUGGAUCAACGAUACAGGAGGGAUAUCACGGUCACCCCAACAGCGCGGGAGAGAACAUUGAGUCGCUUGAACGGUACGACAAUCGGACUGUCAAGCUGAAGAAAGGGCUUGAAUGCCGUGCUAGCUCAAUCUCCCGACAAGGAAAGGCGAUAUCAAAACCGUGGAAAUCGAGAAGAUCGCCGCAUCGAGUGGCGCGCCGAGCCCUGGAAAUGGAGCACGGCAAAGGAGAAGUAAAA
Colletotrichum scovillei is the source of this 1522-nucleotide messenger RNA. RefSeq lists its product as uncharacterized. Bases 481 to 1284 code for a protein of 267 amino acids. Gene Ontology annotation, cellular component: small-subunit processome; nucleolus. The record is from RefSeq and is a predicted model, not a curated record. The transcript has 8 exons. Lineage: Eukaryota; Fungi; Ascomycota; Sordariomycetes; Glomerellales; Glomerellaceae.